AUGUCAACCGCUACGCACCGUGGCCCUCGAGCUGGUCGGAAGUCAACCGCGGAUAUGGGCAUGGUCCAGCACGAUCCUGAUAAUGAAGAGAAUCCUCCUUUGUCUGGACGCCCUAGCCGUGUUGCUUCACAGGGUGCUUCGAAAAAGUGGGCGUCGAUGAUCCCAAAGAGUCGUGCGCCGUCAAAACCAAAACCUGAUUCUUCGGAGCAGUCAACCGAUAAGUCAAACGCCUACCAGCCUAUGCAAGCAGUAGUUGCAACGAAGCCGGACAAGGAAAAGCGCAAGAGAGCGGAGUCUGUAGUUGAGAGAGGUGGCCUGGUCGGUCAUCGCGCUGAAGAGGAAGUGUCGGAGCGCCACAAGCCGAAGAAGGCCAAAGUUGUGCGCUCCGUCAAAUCUGAUGGUUCAAAAUCUAGGCGACAUGGACCUGCAGUCAUUAACGAUGAUUCGGACUCCGGAACAGACAUCCGAAUUGCGAAGCCAAUCCGAGUCAAGUCCUCCGGCGCUACUAGGUCAGCGCCACUUCGCCCGAAGUCACAAGAGUCUAGUGUUAUGCGCUCCCAGCCUCUUGCUCGUAUUCUUCCACGGGCUGCUACUCCUGCCAACAUUGAAGACGCUCUCGGUGACAGCGGCGAAGAAAGACAGGGCACCCAAUCACAGGAGGAGGAUGACGACGAGGAAGUGCCGGAGCCUCGUGAACAAUGUGACGACUUCGAUGUGGAGCGAGUCAUAUUCUCACACUCAGGUGCGUAA
Fomitopsis serialis is the source of this 750-nucleotide messenger RNA. RefSeq lists its product as uncharacterized. NCBI's taxonomy places the organism in Eukaryota, Fungi, Basidiomycota, Agaricomycetes, Polyporales, Fomitopsidaceae. The transcript has 6 exons. The record is from RefSeq and is a predicted model, not a curated record. Bases 1 to 750 code for a protein of 249 amino acids.